This is a messenger RNA of Notothenia coriiceps (black rockcod), 894 nucleotides long. Its product is annotated as sorting nexin-21-like. Bases 1 to 834 code for a protein of 277 amino acids. Gene Ontology annotation, cellular component: early endosome membrane. The record is from RefSeq and is a predicted model, not a curated record. Lineage: Eukaryota; Metazoa; Chordata; Actinopteri; Perciformes; Nototheniidae. Gene Ontology annotation, biological process: protein transport. The transcript has 3 exons. Gene Ontology annotation, molecular function: phosphatidylinositol phosphate binding.
AUGAAAAACAGAAUAAUAGACCUUUUAAUAUCUGUUUCUCUGCAGCUCUACACAAUCCACGUGAUCCUGUCCGGCGGCAGCGAUAAGACGCCCGCCAUCAUCACUCGCCGAUACUCCGACUUCCAGCGGCUCCACGCCACGCUACGCCGUAACCACGGAGACCAGAUGGAGCGCGUCUGUUUCCCUCGGAAGAAGCUGCGCAGGAACUUCACGGCGGAGACGAUCGCUAAGCGGAGUCGAGCGUUCGAGCAGUACCUGUCUCACCUGUGCUCCCUGUCUGCCCUGCGGGGGGCGCUGUGUGUGAGACAGUUCUUCUACCUGACCGACCUGCAGGCCGCUCAGAUGCUCAUCAGGGUGGGACGUUACCAGGAGGCCUUGGGUCCGCUGCUCAACGCCAAGAGACUGCAACACAAACUGGGAUGGGAGAGUUACUAUGACAACCAGUCUCAGUCAGCCCCGGCCCCGGCCUCCUCCCAUUGGUUCUUCACCCUGGUGGGGCUGGCGAGCUGCUUCCAGGAAGUGGAGCAGCUGGAGGAGGCGAGGGAUCACGUUGACUCCGCCCUGCGCGUCCUGACGCCCCCUGAGACUGAGGACAGGCCCCUCCCCCUCCAAAAUAAGCCACACCCACUGACUGAAAAGCCCGACAGGCCACACCCCCUCCUGUUGCCGUUGCUACAGACGGUGGUUCGGUUGUCGUGGCUGACGGGCAGAGACAAGCGGCACUGGGAGGAGCUUCUGAAGGAGGAGGAGCAGAGGGAGGGGCUCGACAACCAGCCAACCGUCAGAGAGUAUCUGGUGAAACACAUCCUGCAGGAGGGCGAGGGGGAGGGCUAGACACACACACACACACACACACACACACACACACACACACACACACACACACACACACAC